AUGGAAGGUCCUAUCGAAAAAGCUAACGGAGAUUCCUCUCCUCCGGCAAAUUCAGAGCCGUCGCAAACACACAGCAAAGAAGGAAAUGCGCCGGUUCCUUCAACCAGCCAAGCCCCAGAAGCCUUGGUAGACGGCGGCCGAGAUGCGCAGAGUCCGAAUGGGAAGAAAAGAAAGCUCUCUGAAAGUGAGCCGCAGCAAGAUAAGCCGAAACAACAGGAAUUUCAACCACGCUCAAAGCGGCGCAGACAGGAAGAACGAUCACAAAAGAACCGAAAGCGUGGAAAGACACCACCAUCUGCUUACUCUCGUCGCGACGCCCCUAUACCUGAAGCCAGACGAUCACCAUCGCCAAUUCGGCGCACUCCUUCGCCAGACGCCCCAGCUCGACAACGAAAACGGCCUGGAGGGGGCGCAAGGAUAAACAGCGCUAAUAUCGAGGCUCUUAGGCGAAGACAGGAGGAGCGAGACCGCCAGCAGCAGGCUGAGGCCGAACAAGCUGCGCAUGCCCGAGGGGUUCAUGACGUGGUGAGACAGCAUUAUAAUGCGGUUCCUGAACGAGGACGAGAAUGGCGAAAGACAGAAAGCAAGAUAAAGGGCCUCCGCAGCUUUAACAACUGGGUUAAAAGCUCUCUUAUUCAAAAAUUCUCUCCAAGCGAAACCUUUCUGGCUAGGCACAAUGAUAGAGAUCUCGCCGGCUCAGCCUCUGUAGCACCGGAGGAAGAGAAACCGCUUCUCAUUGUUGAUCUUGGCUGUGGUAAGGGCGGUGACCUUGGUAAAUGGCAACAGGCUCCUCAACCUGUUGAGCUCUAUGUUGGCCUGGACCCGGCAGAUAUUUCGCUUGACCAGGCGCGGGAACGGUAUAUGCAGAUGAAGAAUCAGCGUGGUCGAGGGCGCCGAGGAAUUCCUAUUUUCCACGCCCAGUUUGCACCAAAGGACUGCUUCGGUGAAUCACUUGCCGACGUCCCUAUAAUCCAACGAGUGGGCAUCGACGAAUCCGUUGGCCCAGGUGGUUCGAUGAUGAGCUCUCGUUGGGGCGGAGGAGGUUUUGACGUCGUAGUGUCGAUGUUUACCAUGCAUUAUGCUUUUGAAAAUGAGACCAAAACCAGACAGAUGCUACAAAAUGUCGCUGGACUGCUCAAGAAGGGAGGUCGAUUCAUUGGCGUCGGUCCUAAUUCCGAUGUAAUUAGCGCCAAAGUUGUCGAGGCGCAUAAGCUACGAAAGCAGAAGGAAGAGGACGCUAAGAAGAGGGCGGCUGAAGAGCCGGAGGAUGGUGAGGUAGAGGAUAGUACAGAUGCAGUUGAAUGGGGGAACAGCAUAUACCGCGUGCGAUUCCCGGGCAAAACACCUGAGGAUGGGAUAUUCCGCCCUGCAUUCGGCUGGAAGUAUUUCUACUUUAUGGAGGAGGCGGUUGAAGAAAUUCCUGAAUACGUUGUUCCUUGGGAAGCAUUCCGGGCGUAUGCUAAUCCCUAUACUUCAUUUAUUACUAUUUUUUUACACCUGCUAAUUCACUAUUACAGAUUGACCGAAGACUACAACCUUGAGCUCCAAUAUCGCAAGCCCUUUUUGGAUAUAUGGCGCGAAGAAAAAGACGACCCCAUCCUGGGGCCUCUCAGUGAACGUAUGGGCGUUAGAUCCAGAAACGAUGGCUCAAUGUUAGUUAAUGACGAUGAACUGGAAGCUGCAAGUCUAUACCAUGCCUUCUGCUUCUACAAGGCGUAA
Messenger RNA from Microsporum canis CBS 113480, 1719 nucleotides. RefSeq names its product mRNA cap methyltransferase. The transcript has 2 exons. Gene Ontology annotation, cellular component: nucleus. The coding region runs from base 1 to 1719 and encodes 572 amino acids. Gene Ontology annotation, molecular function: mRNA 5'-cap (guanine-N7-)-methyltransferase activity. Lineage: Eukaryota; Fungi; Ascomycota; Eurotiomycetes; Onygenales; Arthrodermataceae. Gene Ontology annotation, biological process: 7-methylguanosine mRNA capping. The record is from RefSeq and is a predicted model, not a curated record.